GCGUUCAGGUCAAAAACCGUCCUAAUUGCAACAGGAACAUUUUUGGGAGGAGAAAUCUUCCUAGGAAAAGACAGGUGGCCUGCUGGAAGGAUCGGUGAAAAGAGCGCGACGGGACUGUCACAAUCUUUUAAAGAGUUAGGAUUUCGCCUUGCACGUCUUCGAACUGGAACUCCACCUCGCCUAACUCCAUUCGAUUUCUCACAAUUUGAAUUAAUGCCGCCGGAUAGUGUGCCAGUACCUUUUUCUUUCAUGACGGAUCAGGUUUGGCUGCCUCCCGACAAACAGCUACCCACAUAUAUUGGCUAUACUAACGACCGUGUGCGGGAAAUUGUUGAAGAGAAUCUGGCAGACAACGAACACGUCAAAGCUGAAGCGAGUGGACCUCGUUAUUGCCCAUCACUGGAGUCCAAAGUUAUCCGUUUUCCGCAACUUCAUCACAGAGUUAGUGACUUCGCAGGU
Molecule: messenger RNA, 459 nt
Organism: Ostertagia ostertagi
Lineage: Eukaryota; Metazoa; Nematoda; Chromadorea; Rhabditida; Trichostrongylidae
Source: the annotation of a GenBank genome assembly